This is a messenger RNA of Arachis duranensis, 1344 nucleotides long. RefSeq lists its product as uncharacterized. The record is from RefSeq and is a predicted model, not a curated record. The transcript is spliced from 5 exons. NCBI's taxonomy places the organism in Eukaryota, Viridiplantae, Streptophyta, Magnoliopsida, Fabales, Fabaceae. The coding region runs from base 1 to 684 and encodes 227 amino acids.
AUGAACAGGAACCGGCCAUCCACAAAAUUUAAAGAACCUAAAAAAAGAAAGAAGGCUAAACCACUCAACUGGCAAACUCUGCGUCUUUCUCCUCUAUGGAAGUUCUUUGAAUGCCCCUUCGCCCUCCAUCGUGGAGCCCCGUCCAGCGCCUCUCUCUUUCUGGCAGCCACCGCGUCUUCCUCCACUCUUCCCUGCACUCUGCCACUCUCUGUCUGCAUCAUCAAGAAUGGAGCCUCUGACUCAGAUGGAGAAGGAAAAAUUGAGAUACAAGCUAGUCCAGUUACUCCAACUUCGAAAGAACUGCAACUUCUAAAAAGGCUAUGCUUGAGAGACCAAAGUUUUAUAGAGAGCAAAAACAAAAAAAAAGAAGAAAUUAUGUUCACGGAUGCAAUAGGGAAUGCAGGGUACUCUCUGCUGAAGGAUUUAAGAGCUGAAAUUGAAGUGAAGGAUGGAACUUUUUCUCUCUGCUUUUGGGUUUAUUUGGCCAACUCAACUACGAUUCCUGCUACCAUUAUUCAGCAGGUUUGCUCUGAUGUUUCUGAAAGUGCUCCUUUCCUUGUUAUAAAUGAUCACAAGAGAAUUAGGGUGUGUUUGGGGUUCACGUUGAAGAAGAGAGAAGCCCGUUUGAGCGUCUUGAACAUUCCACUUUUAUGUUUGGCAAUCUUUUGGAACUCUCAAGCUUGAUGUCUAUUGGGGGGGACUUAAAUGGAAUGUCUCCUGUCUGCUGUUGUAACCAGCAGUGGGAUCUUCAAGGUGCUUGCAGACUGUACUUGUCCAGUGAAGGGCACAUUAACCACUGUAUUGUUCUGAUGAUCUUGGAAAAACUAUGGCAUAGACCUUUCACAUAGUCCAGUGUUUUUGUAUUUUGUAUCAGUCUUGGUCCUUUCUCACUGUAAAUAUUUGUAUCUGGGUUGUAUGCUUUGGACUUCACAACAAACUCUUCGUUGUCAUGUGAAAAGUUAGUCUAAGAUUACUUAUCCUGUGCUGUCAGUUCAGAAGUUGAGAAGAUUUGACUGAAGAUUAGGUAAUGGAUUCAACAAGGGGAAAGUGCACUUGCAAAAGCAAACUCUUUAAAGUGUAUUGGCAUAGAUUUUUAGUAAUGGAGGAUGAUAUGAACUCAUACCGUGCCCCUUGGGAACUACCAGGGGAGCUGUUGGUGGUCAUGGUAUCAAGGUGCUUCCACCUCUACACUGGGGAUCCUAUAUUUGAUUAUCUAUCAUAAAUAUCAAAAAGAGUGUUUUUGUAGUUUCAUCUUUUUGUGAUUACAACCUUUAGCUUAGUUCAGUUGAACAAUGGAUGAAAAUAAUAUAAUAUUGCUGCUCUAUAUUGAGCUUCCUUAUCUAA